UGUUAUCAAACCUGUAAUAAAAGAUAAAGUUUUAACUUUGUUGAUCCUCCGUCUGGGACAUUUACAGGAGCAGGAAAUUGACCGUGUUACAGCAGCAAGAGAAACUAACUCUCAGUGAAUAAGAGAAAAAUAGAAUAUUAACACAACAGAAAGUCGUUGGAAGAGCAAAGCACAAAGGUUAUAAAUAGAAAAUGGAUAAAAAGAAAUGAGUGUGAGCUCUUUCUCUUCUUCUUGACUCUUCCUCAGACAUCAUGGGCCGUCUCUGAGAAUCCUUCAGAUUUGUUAACCAGGUCACUAUGUGUGUGCUGACAUGUUAACGUUACCUGUUGUUGUCGCUGUGUUUGUUGCAGUUUUCCUGCGGAGCCACAAGAGUCUGGAGUCUGUGGAUCCUCAGUUCACCAUGAGGAGGAAGAUGGAGCAGCUGAGAGAAGAGCUGGAGCUCAUGGAGCAGCUCAGAGACAGCAUCGAGAGCAGACUGAGGGUCGUCCUUCCUGAAGACCUCGGCUCGUCUCUGAUGGAUGGCGUCGUGCUCUGUCAUCUGGCCAAUCACAUUCGUCCUCGCUCAGUCGCCAGCAUCCACGUCCCCUCGCCUGCAGUGCCCAAACUCAGCAUGGCCAAGUGUCGGAGGAAUGUGGAGAACUUCCUGGACGCCUGCAGAAAGAUCGGAGUACCUCAGGACAAACUGUGUCUUCCUCACCACAUCCUGGAGGAGAAGGGUCUGGUGAAGGUGAGCGUCAUGGUGCAGGCUCUGGUGGACGAGGCCUCCCCCAAACACGCCCUCCUGACGUGAGCGAGCGCAGACGGACGGAGCUUCACUGACCAACAGGUUCAACAAACGCACGCCGGUAUCGACACGCCGACGCUCCAGCACCACCUCCGAGGUUGCUCUGCCUCCUUCCCAGAGAUUUUUUUAUUAUAUUUAAGAAUGACGCAAAAUGGUUUUAAAUGAACUAAACGGAUUUAUUUACUAAUUCAUGAGAGAGAAAUUCUGGGUGAGCUCAGAAUUUAAGAAGCAGACAGAUUGAUGGAAGAGCCGGCGUCUGAUUGGACGCUGUAAACCAAUCAAGUCUUCAGGUAAACACGAGAAACGCUGAAGGUUAAAAACACAACAACGUUCAUGAGUCUGCAGACGAUCGAUGACCCCUCCCCCCCACUGAACGAACAGGAAGCCAAAAUACUUCAGAUCGUUAAAGUGAAGCCACUCACUCCGAUUUUAUAUCAGGAAAUAAAUUAAAACCAAACUUAUCAGAAGCAGAAACUUUUGGAAAAUAUCUAUUUGUGGUUUACUUUUUAAUUUAGUUUGAUCCAUGUCCUGUGUACUAACAUGGAGGAGGCGGACACCCCGAUGGUUUUGGCUUCAUGUCAUAUUUAUUUCCAGGCUACAUCAUGAUAUCAGGGCCGCUGGGAAAUUCAAGAUUUUUAAGAAUAAAUUCAAAAUUUGUUUUAGAGGAAAAGUUAAAAUUCUUUAAGAAGAAAGUUGAAAAUUUGACCGAGUCCAUAUUUUGAGAUAUUAUUUGAGGAAAUAUUCAAAAAUGAUGAUAAAUUUGUAGUUUUACUUCAAGUUUCAAAAUAAUUUAGUAAUUUUACAAAUGUGCUUUUAUUUUUUUAAUGACUUCAUUCAUAAUUGUGCCAUAUUUUUUACAUUUCUUUUAAUUUGAUUCUCAUGAUUUGACGUAUUAUUCUUUAAAUGUCUCAAUUCAUUUGAAUUAUUCUGAACCGUGGUCCUAACACUCUAAACUUACUUUUGAUCGUGGCAUUAAAUCUAAACUUUUUCUUUUUCAACAUUUAGUCUGAAACAUUUCGUUGAAGGACGAACUUCAUUCUUUCACCUGAUCGUUUCCAUUUAUCGUCUCCUGAAGAGAAUUAAACCAAAAUCAGUUGGAACAUAGAGGCAGAAAACUUUUAACCACAAUUGUAUUUAAAGAAAAAGAUAUUUAUGAUGUAAAGAGAAGCUGAUGAAUUGUUGUGAACAUCCCAAAAAUAUUUUUCUCUAAUAUAUUUUAGGUAAAAGUGUUUUAUAAAGUUUCUGUGGAGGCGAGAGCUCGUCCCUGCAGCUGAAGUCUGUCGUUUCACGUUUCUGGAUUUUUUUCGUCCGUCGUCAGAUUUUCUCUGAGAUGAAACGAGCUUCGACCAUCGAGUUCAAACGUCGUGUGGAAGCUGCACAUUAAAUCAGUAAAAACACUUUUCACAUUUACACUGGAGCCGGAGGCGUCGCCAUUUUUCCUCCGUUCCUCUUCCUGCCGCCAACAUUACCCAGAGUUCAACGGUAUGAUGAAUUAGCCUCCGCGGGCAACAGCCAACAUUCUGUUGCCUCCGGUGUCGACGGACUCUGCGGAGUCGUGUGUUCGUGACAAACUCACGCUCGGCCAGAUUCCAAGUUCAAGAGAAACACCUCCUGCGAGGAGUCCACACGUGUCCACUAGGUGGCAGAAUUCAUCGUACGUUUCACAGUUGCCAAAACAUUUUUUUCUCUCUUGUGAUAAAGUUUUUUUAUACAAAUGUACAUAUGGUUUAUCACAAGUAUUUCCCGUUUGGAAUUAAUAUUCAGUAUUUCUCAAUAUUCUGUAUAUUUCACAUCAGCAAAGAUUUCAUAUAAUCCAACAUUUCACACAGAUGUUAAACGUUCCUGUAUUUCAACACAGCUCAGAGAAACACAAACUCUCCUGAUGUCUUAAAUAUAUUUCAUGCAUCAGAUAAGAAGGAAACAUCUGGUCACAGUUUUAUCUGUAGAAUCAUUUUUAUUUCAUCUUGAACGCUGAAGUCCAGAACAUCAGUGUGAUGAGAACCACGACCACAAACCAUCGCUGACAAACAUUUAUCUCAUGUCUGGUUAGAACCUUUUUUAUUUGGGUCCAUGUCCCAUCUACUAACAUGGAGGGAUUAUUACCUAUACUGCAGCCAGGGGGCGACAGAGUUGAGCAGUUCAUUUCCAAAUAAAUAUCACAACUCCGGAUCAUCGUGGUGAAAUGAAAGUGAAAUAAGGACAUCUUUGAUUUUCUGUAAAUCUGUUUCUACGUCUCUUUGUGUGAUCACAGACUUCACUGACGUGUUUCUGGGAAAAGCAAUAGAAUCAACGUGGCUGCUUCCUCCGACAGAAUCUGCACUUUAAACUUUUUUAACUUCUCUAUUUAUGUCUUUGUUUUGGCAACUGAGGAAAGAUUCACUCCUUAAAUCUGAAGCGAAACGAGGAUCAAACUUUUACAAACGUAUCUUCUGAUGUAAAUUGUGUAAAUGUGGUGUGAAAAUCCUGCUGAACACAAAGCAGUGUUGUUUCCUGUUUCUUGUAAAUACAGUUGUAAACUGUCCAGAAACGACCUGUGCUCACAUUUUUCUACUUUUCUGACCAGGAGGAAAUUUAUUUUUGGGGUCUGUUGGGAUUUUGAUGUAACGCACCCUUUUGUAACUCUUUGUGAAACUUUUGUGUAAUUUGUUGUACAGCAGCUGAUUUAAAUGCAUGAACUGUCCCUUUAAUGUCGCCUUAACUGCUGUGAAUACUGUAAAUACUGUAAGUGUUUCUCACCACUUCAUCAGUAAAGACCUCAUCUGUCAAACUCCCGGCGUCUGUUGGCUCAAAGCGUUUUUCAAGAUUUCUUCUUCAAAUGUUUUCAAGAUUUUUCUGAUUUUUUCUUCGAUUCUCAGUUUUUUCAUCUUCUCCGAAAUUUCUUCUUUUUGAUUUUUUUUUCUCAGUUUUUUUUCAUUCCUCUGAUUUUCCUAUUCCAC
This is a messenger RNA of Paralichthys olivaceus (Japanese flounder), 3720 nucleotides long. NCBI's taxonomy places the organism in Eukaryota, Metazoa, Chordata, Actinopteri, Pleuronectiformes, Paralichthyidae. The record is from RefSeq and is a predicted model, not a curated record.